AAGUAGUGCCCGGAGCGGAGGCCGGCGGCGUCCGGGGAGCCACGGAGUCGAAGAGAGCGGCGGAGUCGAUGGCAUCUAUCAAAAGGAAAUAGGAUCAUGGCAGCAGAUGAUGAAAAUGGUGAUGGAGCAAGUUUAUUUGAUGUCUUUUCUGCUUCUCCUCUUAAAAAUAAUGAUGAAGGUUCUUUGGACAUAUAUGCUGGGUUGGACAGUGCUACUUCUGACAGUUCUUCCAAAUCCUGUGAACCAUCCAGAAAUUGUUUGGAUUUAUAUGAAGAAAUUCUUACUGAAGAAGGAACUGCAAAGGAGGCAACAUAUAAUGAUUUGCAAGUAAAAUAUGGAAAAUGUCAGCUACAAAUGAAAGAACUGAUGAAAAAGUUUAAGGAAAUACAAACACAGAAUUUCAGCUUAAAAAAUGAAAACCAAUCUCUUAAGAAGAAUAUUUCAGCACUUAUCAAAACCGCUAGAAUGGAAAUAAACCGCAAGGAUGAAGAAAUAAGUAACCUUCACCAAAGAUUGUCUGAGUUUCCACAUUUUCGAAAUAAUCGUAAAACUGCAAGGACAUCAGAUACAGUUAAAACAAAAGAUCUUACAUCCAGACCUCCCCAUUUGGAUGAUUGUGCAAAGACUGAACACAGAAUGAAAUGUGAUGUUUCUAAAGAUGGACAUCAUAGCACUUUACUGCCAAGCAUUGAAAAGGAAGUAAAAUUGCAUUUGGAAAAAAAGAGCACUUUGCAUUUACCUUCACCUGUUGAAAAACACUGCACCAAUGGCAUUUGGUCACGUUCCCAUUAUCAGGUUGGUGAGGGUAGCUCAAAUGAGGAUAAUAGAAGAGGGAAAAAAGAUACUGGAUAUGGCCAAUACAGUAGAGGAACUGAUAGAAUACGAAAAGACUUAAACACUAGCUGUGGUGAUGGUGAACCAAGGAACAUAGAGGCUAGUCAAAGGCUACAAGGACGUCCUGAGAAAUAUGGUAAAGGUGAACCAAAGGCUGAAAGCAAGAAUUCGAAGUUUAAAAGUAACACAGAUUUGGAUUAUAAAAAUGAACGCUUUGGCUGUUUCUGGCAGAAAGAGACCUUUAGAGAGAGGUCACACAGUCGAGUAGAAUCUCAGAGUGACAGAAAACUAGAAAGGCAAAGUGAAAGAUCACAAAAUAUAAGUAAAAAGGAACUUAAAUCACAAGACAAAGAAGAAAGAAAAGUUGAUCAAAAACCUAAAUCAAUAGUGAAAGAUCAGGAUUAUUGGAGAAGGUCUGAACGAGUUUCAUCUCUUCCUCAUUCCAAGAAUGAAAUAAAAUCUCAUAAUUUAAGUAAAUACCAUCUGGAAGAGAGAAGAGAAAGGGAAGAUGGUAAAAGAGACUGGGGUGUAAAUAAUAGUUUUCAAGAAGGAAGAUGUUCAUCCUCUCUUUCAACCAAUAGAACUCACAAACACAUUGAUUCCAAGGAAGUUGAUGCUGUGCACCAAAGGGAAAAUACACCUUUAGAAGCUGAAAGGCAUAGAACUGAAGAUAAGAGGAAAAGAGAACAAGAAAGUAAAGAAGAAAACAGGUAUAUGAGAAGUGAAAAAAGAACACCUACAGGACAUUUGCAGAAGAAUAACAGAGAAACUAAGCAAACCACUACUGAUUUAAAGAGACAGAAUGGACCGAAAAAUAAAGGUGAAGUCUCUAAUAAUGUUUCUGAAGGCGCAGAUAAUAAAGACCUUGCAAUUAAAGCUGAGCAUGGUCCAAAUGAAACAAAAAACAAAGACUUAAAGUUGAGUUUUAUGGAAAAAUUGAACUUAACUCUUUCUCCUGCUAAAAAGCAUCCUGUUCCUCAGAAUAAUCAGCAUAAAAUAAUCAGUACUCCCAAAUCUAGUGGUAUAUGUGAUGUGGACUCCUUGGUACAGGAUAAAACAGUGACAUGUGUUCCCACUGUGAAUGAACAUAUCACAGAGGAAGCCAAAUCAAAGUUAUUGGAACCAAAAGAUGCUCCUGCAACAGCAUCAUCUGAACCCUGGACCAAUAUUCAAGAAAAGAAAAUGGAAGAAGAAAAUAGUUUGUUAGUUAAAUCUGUAGAGAAUACUGUGCAUUGUGACUUGCCCAUUUGUGGUACAGAGACUUCUUCCUUAACACCUGUGGAAAUAGAACAAACAGAAUCGUCGUUUCCAUCAGCAGCAGAAAUGGAACAAACCAUUAAUGGUGCAAGGACAGCAGCUCCUGUAGUACUGGACAUAUUACAAACAAAUGUUUCUCAAAACUUAGGCUUGGAAUUGGAUACCAAAAGAAAUGGCAGUUUAAAUUCUUGUAGUAUUUCUGAAGAUAUGGAAAUGAAGGUGGCUUUUUCAACAGAAGUGGCUAAAUCCAAUGAAAGUGUGUUGCAGCCUUCAAUGGAAAAAGCUGGCAUUUUGCCAGUAGUCCUUUCAGAAGUUGGUAACCCAAAGUCUGAGCCUUCUCUUGUAGAUACACCACUGGUUGAGAGUAAGUCUUGUCAUUUGGAGCCUUGCUUACCUAAAGAGACUCUAGAAUCUUCACUUCAGCACACUGAGUUAAUGGACCACAAAAUGGAAAUUGGUGAAACAAACUCAGUAUAUAAUGAUGAGAACUCAGUUCUGAGCAUUGACUUUAAUCACCUAAGACCUAUUCCAGAAGUCAUUAGUCCUCUCAAUAGUCCAGUGAGACCUGUAGCAAAAGCACUUAGACUGGAAAGCCCAUCUCGAGUUCCAAUAUAUAACAUUCAUAAAGAUAUGUUUCCACCAAAUGCAACUCAUUCUACCUCCAAGAGUCAGUCUGAUCUCAACAAGGAAAAUCAAAAGCCAGUUUGCAAGUCUGACAAAUUUACAGAGGCAGACUCUCAUAAGAAUUCCUCUUUAGAUGAAUUAGAAGAAGGAGAAAUUAUAAGCGACAGUGAAAACUCUAAACCACAAAAUAGUUUUGAAGAAAGUGCCAAACCUAGAACUUCUACUGAAGUGCAGAACAGAAAAACUAGCCCAGGAAGUAGGAAAAGUACUGUGCAUUUGGAUAAAGACAGUAGGAAAACAUCUGUAAAAGUUCAGCAGACCAAAAGGAAAUGGAGUAAGAGACAGUGUGAAUCUAGCAAGUCUUUGAAAACAGAGAAAAAAGAUAAGACAAUGAGCACCUCCGUCCUGGAAAAAAUAGUUCCUAUUAUUGCCGUACCUUCUUCUGUACCAGAGGUUAUGCACAUGUUACGAAUGAUAAGAAAACAUGUGAGGAAAAACUACAUGAAAUUCAAGGUAAAAUUUCCAUUAAAACAAUUUCAUAGAAUUAUUGAGUCAGCAAUUUUGAGUUUUACAUCACUCAUUAAACACCUUGACUUAUCCAAAAUCUCUAAGUCAGUGACUACUUUACAGAAGAAUCUCUGUGAUGUUAUAGAAUCCAAACUUAAGCAAGUUAAAAAGAAUGGCAUAGUGGAUCGCUUAUUUGAACAACAACUACCAGAUAUGAAAAAAAAAGCAUGGAAAUUUGUAGAUGAACAACUUGAUCAUUUGUUUGCAAAGCUUAAGAAAAUCUUAAUAAAGUUUUGUGAUUUCAUAAACUUUGGCAGUGACAGCGAUGAAGGGAAAUUUGAAAAAAAAAAAGAGAAAACACAAUAUUCAAAUUGUCAGAAGGGGAAUGCAGUCAACUCCAGCAAAGAGAUGCCAAAAGAGAAAUCCUCAAAAUCAGAAGAUUCUGUUUAUUUUAGGUCUUCACUGGGAUGUAAAAAAUCUGAGGACAAACAUCAAGACCAAAAUAACUCUGAUAUUAACACAGUAAAGCAUGACAUUAAAAAAAGCUUUAACACUUGCCUUGAUAAUAUUAAGUGCUCUCAGUCUGAAGAGCACUCCCUGGAACUGAAUUGUCCAAGCACCCCAAAGCCAGGAAAAAUAGAAAGCAGCACCAUAGAGGAUACACAGACUUCCCAGCAUGCAGCUUUGAAGCCAGAACGCUGUUUUGAGAUUCUUACUGAACAGCAAGCAUCUAGUCUCACUUUUAAUUUAGUGAGUGAUGCACAGAUGGGUGAGAUAUUUAAAAGUUUGUUGCAAGGGUCUGAUCUUUUGGACAACAGUGUUAAUUGUAAUGAAAAAAGUGAAUGGGAGUUAAAGACUCCAGAGAAACAACUGCUAGAGAGUCUUAAAUGUGAAUCUAUACCAGCCUGUACAACGGAAGAACUAGUUUCAGGGGUUGUUUCUCCAUGUCCUAAAAUGAUGAGUGAUGAUAAUUGGUCAUUAUUAUCAUCUGAAAAAGGUCCAUCUCUGUCUUCAGGGCUUUCAUUGCCAGUUCAUCCUGAUGUGUUGGAUGAAAGUUGUAUGUUUGAAGUAUCCACUAACAUAGCUUUAAGUAAAGAUAAUGUAUGUAGUUCAGAGAAGAGCAAGCCCUGUAUUUCUUCCAUACUGCUUGAAGAUCUAGCAGUAUCUCUAACAGUACCAUCACCGCUGAAGUCAGAUGGUCAUCUCAGUUUCUUAAAGCCUGAAGUGUUGUCUAGCUCAACUCCUGAAGAAGUUAUUAGUGCCCACUUUAGUGAGGAUGCCUUACUUGAGGAAGAGGAUGCGUCCGAACAGGACAUCCACUUAGCUCUGGAGUCUGAUAAUUCAAGCAGUAAGUCAAGUUGUUCUUCAUCAUGGACGAGCCGGUCUGUUGCUCCAGGCUUUCAGUACCACCCUAAUCUGCCCAUGCAUGCUGUCAUCAUGGAAAAGUCCAAUGAUCACUUCAUUGUGAAAAUACGGCACGCGGCACCAUCUACCUCCCCGAGUCUUGUACAGAAUGUGGUGGCUGGUGAGUCAUUGACAUCUUUGCCCAGAGUGGUAAAGGAAACUGAUGAAGCAGCAGAGAAGGAAUGUAUUUCAUGUCAGAGCACAGUUUUUAAAUCUGUGGAGGAAUUGAAACAUUCCAAUGAAAAUGUUGACAGCAGUAAAUCAGCUCAUGAAGAACAGGGCUGUAUGAUACAAACACAGGUUCCUGAUAUAUAUGAAUUCCUUAAAGACGCUUCAGGUAAAGUGGGUCAUAGUAAUGAAGUGGCUGAUCAGUGCUUCAAGUUGCAUCAAGUAUGGGAACCAAAAGUGCCUGAGAGCAUUGCAGGAUUGCCUCCCAUGGAAGAAAUUUCACAUUCUGUUGAGGGUCAUCUUCCAAAAGUGCCUGAAAGCAUUGCAGGAUUGCCUCCCAUGGAAGAAAUUCCACAUUCUGUUGAGGGUCAUCUUCCAAACACAUAUGUCGACCUCACAAAAGAUCCAGUCACUGAGACUAAAAACUUGGGGGAAUUCAUGGAAGUAGGAGUUUUAAACAUUAAUCAAUUGGGAUGUUCUGGAAGCAGUUUGGAUCAAAAUGCUCAGCUAUUAGACAAUGUGCAGCCUGAUACUGUAGAUGCUUUUAUUGAUUUGACACAAGAUGUUUCAAGUGAGAGCAAAAGUGAAGAUAACCAUCCUGCUGGUGGACACUUAGGAUGUCAGGUGUUUUGUGUAGAUGAAGAUAACUGUAAGGAAGAAAAGGUACAAGUUGCAAACAAGCCUUUGGAAUGCAUGGUUGAGGAAGCCUGUAUCGAUUUGACCUCGGACUCUCCCAGUUCAUGUGAAGUAAAAAAGGGUUUAAAAUCAGAACCGACAUCAAACUCUGAUAGUUUAGAGUUGCCUGUGGCUUUGGAUAAUGCUCACAAAAAGAGAAAAAAACUCCCUAAUCUAAACCAGUCUAUUCAGAAAAAACAGAGAAAGGAAAUAGACUUAACCAGUAAGGAAAAGACCAAGAAAACUACCCAAAAUUCUGGUGAGAAUGGUGAAGCUCACCAAAGGAAAGCCAGUAAGAAAAAGGCCCCUGCAGUGACUAAAGAGCCCUCAUCGUUAAAGGCAAGCCCAGGGAUUAAGGACCCAUCAGCAGUAUCUGGCACUUCUAUAAACCUUUCUGCAAAGAAUAUUAUUAAAAAGAAAGGAGAAAUUAUAGUUUCCUGGACAAGAAAUGAUGAUCGGGAAAUUUUAUUGGAGUGUCAGAAAAGGGGGCCAUCAAUGGAAACAUUUUCUUAUGUAGCUGCCAAGUUGAAUAAAAAUUCAUCUCAGGUCUCAGAAAGAUUCCAGCAGCUAUUGAAGCUCUUUGAAAAGUCAAAAUGCAGAUAAGUUGCUGAGUUCCUUGGAGUCUUGAUAUUGCAUACUACACAGAAGCUUGGAAUUCCUCAUGUUUUAAAUGGGGGGGUAGAGGGCAAUUUUAUGACAUUUGAUUACUAGAUUAUCUACAUUUGUUAUUCCUUGCUGGCUCUUUACUCUCAGGUCAGCUUGUUCCAGUCAUCAGUCUGAUUUGUUUAUCUGUUACUGAUCAAAAUACUUAUUUUUAAACAGGUUAGGAUUUGUUAUUAAAAGCUGCAAUGAUAUAAUAUUGAAACCUUAGUUUUGAUAUUUCAAAGAAAUGAGUUUCUUUUCCAGAUUUUUAAAAAUAGUUUUGUAGCAUUUUUAAAUUAACCAUUAUUUAGUUUGUUUUCAUAUAUUUUUAUUUGCUUUUCUAAUGGCCUCUCAUUUUGGAAAAUUGUAAAGUAAUUUAAAUAGUAUAUCUGUAAAUAUGUAUACUUAAAAUGAUGUAAAAUAUUUUGUGUGUAUUUGUGUUUGUGUAUACACACGUAUAUAAAUGGCUUUGCCUAGCCAAGGAAUUUUUUUUUAUCUGUAUAAAACUUUUUUGUAUAAAAUUUGCUUUCAAUACCAGUAAUGUAUAAAUAAAACCAUGUAAAGUUCUGUUAUA
Messenger RNA from Miniopterus natalensis, 6685 nucleotides. It is a transcript of the gene CASP8AP2, whose product is annotated as caspase 8 associated protein 2. Gene Ontology annotation, cellular component: mitochondrion; PML body. NCBI's taxonomy places the organism in Eukaryota, Metazoa, Chordata, Mammalia, Chiroptera, Miniopteridae. Gene Ontology annotation, biological process: Fas signaling pathway; extrinsic apoptotic signaling pathway via death domain receptors. The record is from RefSeq and is a predicted model, not a curated record. Gene Ontology annotation, molecular function: transcription corepressor activity.